Cuscuta campestris is the source of this 3123-nucleotide messenger RNA. The record is from the annotation of a GenBank genome assembly. Lineage: Eukaryota; Viridiplantae; Streptophyta; Magnoliopsida; Solanales; Convolvulaceae.
AAAGAAAUUCCCACAGUUGUUUCAUUAUAAUAUUAAUAAUAAUAAUAAUUAAUAAUUAAUAAUAAUAUAGCAAAAUGAAGAAGAUAAUAACAGUAUUGUUUGUGAUUCUUUAUCUGUUUCUUCACAAAAUAUGAUGAGCGCAGUAAGGAAACUCAUCGUGGCGCCACUUUCUCCAUCAAAUCUAGCCCCUCAGGCUGGGGAGGUGAUUGUUCAGAUCGUGGAAGACACAACCGCCUACACUAGUUCUGUUGUAGAAAAUUCAAGCGUCGAGCCACGCGUCGAGGAUGACAGGAAGAGUGGGUCUGAUGUCAUGGAUACUAGUGCUUGUGCUAGAGCUCGAGUUGUUGAGUCAACUUACAAGUCCGAGUGCCUAUCAGCACACUGCCCCGAUGGUGUUCUUCUGAUUGUGACUGAUCAUGUCCCUACAAAUGGUGUUAAUGGAGACAACCAUUGGCGAAACCUCUCUAUCUUGAAGAAAGUUUCCUCAGGCAACAAUGUGAUUUUUUAUGGAUGCACAAAGGAAUUUGAGACGACAGCUAUUGAGGCUAUACUUGAAGAAACGAUUGUUUGGUCUCCAAAUGGGCAAAUGGCGGAGGAAGCUAACUUUAAUGGACACUUGGAUGAAUUCAACAAGAUUACAACAGAGUUGGAAUCCAUUGAUGUGAAGAUUGAAGAGGAUGACAAGGCGGUGCUUUUGUUGGCCUCAUUGCCUUCAUCUUUUCACAACAUCGUGACCACGCUUUUGUUUGGAAAAGAGACCUUAAAAUUUGAUGAAGUAGUUGCUGCGUUGUUGAUGAACGAGACUCGGUGGGGUGGCAACUGGGUAUCAAAUGACGGUCAAGCUUUGGUAGCAAAAGGAGCUGGUCGGGAACGAGGACGGUCUAAAGAGAGGGGCGGCGUGUCCCAACGCUUCAAAUCGAGUAGUAAAAGCUUUCGGUGUUACUACUGCGAUGAAGAGGGUCAUUUAAAAAGGGUUUGUCCAAAGAGGAGGAAGGAAAAGAAGGACGGGAAAACACCCGUGACUGCGGUUGCAGAAAGUUUGAACCAAGCAAGUGAAGAAGACUUGUUUUUGGCAACCACAAAGAGUCGAGAUUCUCCCAUCACUCCUAAAACAUUAUUUAACCCAACAAAGAUUUGCAAUAAAAAUAUUACUCUCUCCGUCCACCUAAGAUCUCCCAUUACGCGUUACGAGGCUUGACCGACUUUAUUUUUAAUUCAAUUUAAUUGAUUAUAGGAGUAAAAUUUUAAAAUAAAAUUUAUAUAGUAAUAAAUUACAUAAAAAGUUCUAUAAAACUAGAGGUGACAAGACUAUAUUAUUUUAUGAAAUUACUAGUAAAAUUGAGCAAACAAAGUGAGUGAAGUUUGACCCAGUAAAUAGUGACUGGAAAGAUCUAUGGUGGACGGAGUAUAUGGUAUUUGAUUUGCAAAUUUUUUGAGCUACGUGCCUUGCAUCGAGCCGUGUAAAAAGUGAAAGGGGGAGGUGGCAGCAGCAACAUCAAAUCAGGGUACAACCCACACAUUAAUUUAAUACAUUAAUUACUAAGCUCACAAUAUAAAUAGACUUAAAUUUAACAUUUUCAAUGUCCACUCUCCAGGGCAUACUUCUUCACCUUCAAGGUUUGCAACUUCAUCUUCUUUGCAUUAUUAAUUGUUCUUCCUCUUAGAAAGAUUCUUUUUUGCUUUUUUUGCUAUGUGAUUGCAGAUUACACGUGGAUCGAACUUCACAAAUUCAAACCAACUCGAUCAUGUUUAAAGACUUAGAUACAAACAAAAGAUACAAACAGUGAAACAAUACACGUACCACUUUGAUGGCAGUGCACCAUAAACACUACGUUCAAUUCUUUUUCAAUUUUGAAGAAUUAAAGAUAAAUAAAUACGGAGUACUCAAUAUUGCGAUUACAUUAAUGACUUUAAUAAACUAGAUUACUUAGUAUUUCCAGUUUACUUUUCAAAUCUUUUUUGAAGACCUUAAAAACUAUGAAUGGUGCAUUAGAAAUUAGAAUUAUGAUAUUUUUUUAAAUAGAUGAAGGGUGUUUCUUAUGAAAAAGCCGUGUAAUUUUUUAGUUUAAGAUUCAAGGCUCAAAUGAAUCCAUUACAUUAAGCUUUUUGUUCUAAAUAAAUUUUAUAUUAGUCAAUUGUCUUACAUAAGAUAGUGUAAAAAUUACCUUAGAAAAAUAAUGAAGAGUAUUUUCCAAAUAACCAGUUUUGAUAUAUAGUCCUUGAAAUAGCUAUUCAUAGUGCAAGUUUAAAUAAAUUUAUAUAAAUCCAGUGAAUAAUUUUGAGUUGAGAAGACAAACACAGUGUCUAAUGUCAAGAUUACCUUUAUGAUUGGCAUGAACAUAUGCGUCUUAGAGUGAACCUACAAACCAAAAAAUGACAUUAGUUUCAAUUGGAAAUUUCAAUUAAAAUUAAAAAAAUCUUUGGAGUAAAAACGUGUGGAUUCAUAGCCCUUAUUGUCAAUAAAUAGUUUCUGCUACUUUCAUAUUAAGUCUGUUUAUAUAGCAUGCGUUUAUUUUAGAUUUACACAAAAAAACAUAUCUAGAUUUGCAUGUCAAAUUAUACUUUAUGAAAUGGUUAAACAAAUUUGAAGAUAGGUGGAUGAAGUUUCUGAGGAUUUUUUGUAAGAACAUACUAAAAUCCAGAAAUUUUGAUAAACUAAUAUCAAACAAGAAAAAAACAGAUCUAAGAAAAACUCAGGAAAAUUUAGAACAAGGGGAUAUAUAAAAAUAAAAAUACUAAACAUCAAAAGAAAAUCAGUAUUUCAAAGUGGAAGAAAUGGAACACUAUGCCUACCUCCGACAGUCGUUUCCCGGCGUGCACCUCCAACAAGUUACCGGGGCAAGAAAUAGAUGGUCACGAGUGAUGGUGUACCGGCGCAAUUAACAGGUGGAUUCGGCCGUCGUUUCUAUUCUUUGAUGGAGAACUCUAGAGAGAGAGAGAUAAAGCUUAGUUGGUCGACAAAAUUGAGAGGAAAAUGAGAUCUCGGCCAAACUGAGAGGAAAAUUCUAGAGAACCAGAGGAAAAUGGAAGACUCUAGAGAGAGAGAUAAAGCUAGAGAAUUAGGGAUGUUAGAGGAAAAUGGGUUAUCACGAUAAGUAGGAUAAAGAAAUGAAGCCCAAAUUC